UCUCUCUCUCUCUCUCUGCGUUCAAACCCUAACCCUAAUGAAAUGGAAAGAAAAAGUCAAACAAAAACGAAACGGUUGGCUACUUGGUUUGUAGUAGGGAGGAUAGUGGGCCUGACCCAACUCCGUGACAAGAAUGAAAGAAGAUGCAGACGAAUGCAUCCUCUCCCCUCACCUUUUUUUAUCUUUCCUCUCUCUCUCAUGGGACUUCUCUGCUCUGCUCCUCCGUUUAUUUCUCUCUCCUCCCUCCCCUCUCUCUCUUGUUCUUGUGCCUUAUGAUGAUGCAAGUAAGUUGAGUUGGAUUUUGGAAUGGAAUUGAGGUGGAUUAGCUGAUGGAGAAAGGCAAUAAUAUGUAAAUAGAUGUUUGAACACACAAUCAUGCAAGAGAGAGAUAAUAUUAUAAGAUAAUGAUUUAGAGGGGGAGUAAGAAGGCUACUCUACUUUCCCCACAAGUAAAAUGUAAGAGGAAGAGGCACACAAACGCAUCCAGGUAGUGUGUUCAGCUGUGUGUUGUGCAGUGCCAAUGCCAGGGGAAGGAACAGCAAGUAUAUAAGUAAAAGAAAGAGAUUCUUAACCCAAAAUCCCACUCUUGUUGUUAUUACAACGACGGAAAUUGGAGAAUGAUGUUCACUAUUCCUGCUAUUAUUAUGACAGUGUUGGUGUUUUGUAACACCAAGAAGAAUGGUGGCUUCUCCUUCUUCUUCUUCAUCUCAAUGUCAUGGUUGGGCAUGGCCAUUAUGGUGGUGCUGCUUUCUUCUUCGACAAGCGCAGCGGUGGUUAGUUAUGACCACAGGGCCCUCCUCCUCGAUUCUCAACGCCGACUUCUCAUUUCGGGCUCCAUACAUUACCCACGCAGCACUCCAGAGAUGUGGGCGGACCUCAUUCAGAAAUCAAAGGAAGGGGGCCUCGACAUCAUCGAGACCUAUGUUUUCUGGAACGUCCACGAACCAGUCCAGAAUCAGUACAACUUCGAAGGAAGGUAUGAUUUGGUAAAGUUUGUGAAGAUGGUGCAGGCUGCUGGUCUUUAUGUUCAUCUUCGUAUCGGUCCUUAUGUUUGCGCAGAGUGGAACUACGGAGGAUUCCCUCUGUGGUUGCAUUUUAUGCCCGGCAUUAAGUUCAGAACGGAUAACGAGCCUUUCGAGAGCGCAAUGCAGAAGUUUACUGCAAAGGUGGUGGAUAUAAUGAAGGAGGCUCAGCUUUUUGCCUCCCAAGGGGGACCUAUCAUUCUUGCUCAGAUUGAGAAUGAGUAUGGCAACAUUGAUUCGGCCUAUGGUUCGGCUGCCAAGUCAUAUAUCAAUUGGGCGGCAUCUAUGGCUACAUCUUUAAAUACUGGGGUACCAUGGGUUAUGUGCCAGCAACCUGAUGCUCCUGAUCCUAUUAUCAAUACUUGCAACGGGUUUUACUGUGAUCAGUUUACACCAAACUCUGCUAAGAAACCCAAGAUGUGGACUGAGAAUUGGAGUGGGUGGUUUCUGUCCUUUGGAGGAGCUGUACCUCACAGACCUGUAGAGGACCUUGCAUUCGCUGUUGCACGGUUCUUUCAGAGAGGUGGCACUUUUCAGAAUUAUUACAUGUAUCAUGGUGGUACCAACUUUGGCCGUACUUCAGGGGGGCCUUUUAUCGCCACUAGCUAUGAUUAUGAUGCUCCAAUUGAUGAAUAUGGACUUGUAAGACAGCCCAAGUGGGGCCACCUAAGAGAUCUGCACAAGUCCAUAAAGCUUUGUGAAGAAGUGUUGACUGGUACUGAUCCAGUGCUUACUUCUCUUGGUCCAAACUUGGAGGCACAUGUAUACAGACUAGGAUCAGGAAAAUGCGCUGCUUUUCUUGCAAAUGUGGGUACCCAGUCAGAUGCAAUGGUAACAUUCAACGGCAACUCAUAUCAUUUGCCUGCUUGGUCUGUGAGCAUCCUUCCGGACUGCAAGAAUGCGGUAUUCAACACUGCUAAGAUUACAUCACAGGCCAAUCAUUUUGAGAUGGAAUGGCUAAAGCCAGCAUUCAAGCUGCAAAGCUCGCAACAAGUAGGAGAUUCUUUAAAUGUGCUGCAGUCAGAUUGGAGCUGGGUAAUUGAACCUGUGGGUAUUUCAAUGAGUACUGCAUUUACAAAAUUGGGAUUGCUAGAGCAGAUAAAUACAACUGCAGAUGAGAGUGAUUACUUAUGGUAUUCAAUAAGCAUGGAUGUUGACAAGGAUGAACCAUUCCUUUCUAAUGGUAGUCAAGUGUCUCUUCAUGUGUCAUCACUGGGUCAUGUCCUUCAUGCCUUUAUCAAUGGGGAAUUUGCAGGGCGUGCAAUUGGGAACAAUGGGAAUGUAAAGGUCACAAUGGAUAAACCAAUUACAAUGAGAGCAGGACACAACACUAUUGAUCUUUUAAGUGUGACAGUAGGCCUGCAGAACUAUGGGGCAUUCUUUGAUACAUCGGGUGCGGGAAUCACUGGUCCAGUUACACUGAAAGGCUUCAAAAGUGGUACCGUGGAUUUAUCCUCAAAGCAGUGGACUUAUCAGAUUGGAUUGAAAGGUGAGCAGUCGAGCCUUUAUGGAAGUGAAGGUACAAAUGAUGCUCCAUGGGUUUCCGGCUCCGAACUACCCAAGAACCGACCUAUGAUAUGGUACAAGACAAACUUUGAUGCACCAGAUGGUAGUGACCCCGUUGCCCUCGACCUUACGGGGCUGGGAAAGGGUCAGGCUUGGGUGAAUGGGCAGAGCAUUGGACGCUAUUGGCCAACUUAUAUUGCUCCUCAGAGUGGUUGCUCCGACACGUGCAAUUAUCAAGGAAGUUACACAUCAAGCAAAUGCCAGAGGAAUUGUGGGAAGCCAUCACAGACUUUGUAUCAUGUGCCCCGAGCGUGGACUCAACCGAGUGGCAACACUCUAGUGUUGUUUGAGGAGAUAGGUGGUGACCCAAAUCAGAUAUCAUUCGCAAUGAGAUCUUUUGGGAGCAUGUGUGGGCAUGUGUCAGAGUUGCAUCCCGCCCCUGUGGAUGCUUGGGAUUCCCGCUCAGAAGCGAGGGCAAUGUCGGGACCAGAGCUCCGUUUGGAAUGCCCAUCCCCAGGCCAGGUCAUCUCGUCGAUCAAGUUUGCCAGUUUUGGUACACCUCAAGGAGCAUGCGGGAGUUUCAGACAGAGCAAAUGCAGUAGUAACACUGCUCUAUCUAUUGUCCAAGAAGCUUGUAUUGGAUUGAGGAAUUGCUCUCUUAGUGUUUCAAUCAAGAAAUUUGGAGAUCCAUGCAAAGGGGUGACCAAGAGCUUAGCAAUUGAAGCUGUCUGCAAAUAAGCAGGUGGUCUAUGUACGCAAAGUAAUAAAGCAAGCUAAAUUGCUUAGAAGUACUAAUAAAAGUCAGACACUGUAAAUUCUGACCUACUCGCCGCAUAAUAGUGAUGGGGAAUGCCCAUGCUGUGGUGGAGAAAGUGUCUCAUGUUGUAAAUUCUGAGUUUCUAUCGACCCACUUUCUUUCCUUCUUUAGUGAACCGUAUCAGAUAUAAGCCACACAAACAUUUAUGGUGGUGGCCAUGGUGAUGCCUGGGCAAAUGAGAAUUUUUCUUGACACAGAGAAGGUAACCACCUAAAUUCUUCUGGUUUCUAUGAUUACAAAAAUAGCAAAGAUGAUGAAUAUCAUUGGGAAAUUUGUAUUA
Messenger RNA from Amborella trichopoda, 3625 nucleotides. RefSeq names its product beta-galactosidase 8 (gene BGAL8). Gene Ontology annotation, biological process: carbohydrate metabolic process. Lineage: Eukaryota; Viridiplantae; Streptophyta; Magnoliopsida; Amborellales; Amborellaceae. The record is from RefSeq and is a predicted model, not a curated record. Gene Ontology annotation, molecular function: hydrolase activity, hydrolyzing O-glycosyl compounds; carbohydrate binding.